Messenger RNA from Myripristis murdjan (pinecone soldierfish), 2680 nucleotides. It is a transcript of the gene hmgcll1, whose product is annotated as 3-hydroxymethyl-3-methylglutaryl-CoA lyase like 1. The record is from RefSeq and is a predicted model, not a curated record. NCBI's taxonomy places the organism in Eukaryota, Metazoa, Chordata, Actinopteri, Holocentriformes, Holocentridae. The coding region runs from base 253 to 1278 and encodes 341 amino acids. Gene Ontology annotation, molecular function: hydroxymethylglutaryl-CoA lyase activity. The transcript is spliced from 10 exons. Gene Ontology annotation, biological process: ketone body biosynthetic process; L-leucine catabolic process.
GUGGAAAGUUGGCUCAGACCAGACAGUCUUCCUGAAGGAACUAUAAGGGAUGCGGCUGCCAUGGUAACUGCUGAGUCAUGCUCUACUGUAUGUAGCCAACCUCUAAUUCCAUUUCGUCGUUCAGAGAGGCCCUCCAUCAUCCACGCCUGCGUUCGCAUAUUGAUCAGGCGGUGCACUCUACAGGCAUCAUUUGGGUGGUAGACUGUAUCAGAGAAUCAGAGGACACAGGCAGGCUGAACAGCAGCCAUUCGGAUGGGUAACAUACCCACCACAGUGAAGCACUGCCUGAGCUACGAGCAACUCAUCCGGGAUUACCCAUGGCUGAAGCGCUUGCUGCUGGAGGAGAAGAGCAUUGCAGCACAUGAGUAUCCAGAGUUUGUCAAAGUGGUUGAAGUUGGGCCUAGAGAUGGACUUCAAAAUGAAAAGGAAAUCGUUCCGACAGGGGUGAAAAUCCAGCUGAUAGACAUGCUCUCAGGAACAGGCCUGCCUGUGAUCGAGGCCACCAGCUUUGUCUCUUCAAAGUGGGUACCGCAGAUGGCAGACCAUACUGAUGUACUUAAAGGGAUCCAGAGAGCACCUCAUGUUCAGUAUCCAGUUUUGACUCCUAACAUGCACGGCUUCCAAGAUGCUGUUGCAGCUGGUGCUACUGAAGUGGCAGUGUUUGGCUCAGCGUCUGAGACCUUCAGCAGAAAAAAUAUCAACUGCUCUAUUGAGGAAAGCAUGCUCAGAUUUGAGGAAGUCAUUAGCGCUGCCAAAGAGCAUCAAAUUCCAGUCCGAGGGUAUGUUUCUUGUGCCCUAGGAUGUCCCCAUGAAGGAUACAUUGAACCUUCUAAAGUUGCAGAGGUGGCAAAGAGGUUAUAUGAAAUGGGCUGCUAUGAGGUGUCUCUGGGGGACACCAUCGGUGUCGGCACUCCUGGUUCAAUGGCUAAGAUGCUGCGCAGUGUGAUGGAGGACGUACCCAGCAGCGCUCUAGCAGUUCACUGCCAUGAUACCUAUGGGCAAGCACUGGCCAACAUCCUUAUUGCACUUCAGAUGGGGGUUUGUGUGGUGGAUUCUGCAGUAGCUGGCCUGGGAGGGUGCCCAUACGCUCAGGGUUCAUCUGGCAACGUCUCAACAGAGGAUGUUCUGUACAUGCUCCAUGGCAUGGGCAUUGAAACUGGGGUGGACCUUGCCAAAGUUAUAGAAGUUGGUGACUUUAUCUGCAAUGCCUUAUGUCGCAAGACAAACUCCAGGGUUGCCCAAGCAAGAGGCAGGACAUCAGGACAUGCAUUGCUGUAAAAUAAAUAUUUGACUUCUCUCCCUUGAAUAUACCUCCCCUGUUGUUGCUGCACCUAGAUUUGUGGCCUAUGCUGCUGUAUUUAAAGCGCAUUGUUCUUUGUUUACAUUUCCAAAGCAGUCAUCUGAGGUAUUCGGUCCAAAUUAUUGACUGACAUGUGAAAACUGUUGUAAGACCAAAUGAAAUACUUUGUCCUUGUACUCUAAACCAGCUCUUUCAGUUUAUGUGUACUGUGGUUCGAUUUAUUCAGCUUUUUGGAGUCUGUGAGAGUCUAAAGGGUUGUGAUCAUGCUCCAGUUGAUCAUAUCAAUACUGAUAAUAAUCUUUAUUUAUAGAGCACUUUUCAAAAUCAGCAUUACAAAGUGCUUCACAAAGGCAGCAAAAAAUAAAUUAAAAUAAAAUUAAAAUAAAAUUUUAAUAAAAUCGAUCAUCAUCAUGACUGACUCAUCCUGGUUAGUCAUGACGAUCUGGUCAGUGUCUUGCUCAACAGGGUUGUGAUAAGACAAAAACCAUCGGCUAUGGAGGUUAUAUGGGUUUGAAAAUCAGCAUUGGACUCAUUAUGUUCUCUCAAAAUGAAUUUUCAUCUCUCAAAAAUGUCAUGACUGACAGCCCACAGAUGUUCGCCCUACCAGAUAGGAUCUGAACAGCUCAGCCCUCCAAUAAAUGAAGUUACUUGUCAUUAGUCAUUUCUGUCCGGUUCUGAGGGAUAAACCCAGCAAAGGGCACCUCACUCGGGUUGCUGUGGUGAUGCCUACCUGAUAUAAGAUGGUAUCUGGAGUCAAUGGCCUUACAGACAUCUUGUUGAAAUGUUGGUUAUUAUAUUUCAAUAAAUUUUGCUUUGGAGCUAUAAGUGUGCCGCCAGUUCUUUCUCCCUGGCUGGCACCUCACCAAUCUGGCUGUGCUUUUGCUGCUUUUGUUCUUCUAAAGUAACAUGAGUGUUGUCAGGUAGCUCCUCACUGAACUCAAAACAUCAUUUCCACAGGUAUAGUAUUUAGGUAUAACUAAAACUCCAAAGGCAAAAUUUUCAAAUUAAAACUUAAGUCUGGGUUUUGAGUGUGUGUUUAUCCCUUUAGGUCAGUUAGGUCCCCAAAGGAUUUUUUUUUUUUUCGUACAAAAGGGCUUAGCCUAUAAAACACAAAAAAGAGAGAGAGAAAAAAACCCUGUCCCACAGACCAACAACAUUUCAAAGCUAUUUCUUCUAGGGAAACAUGAGCCCAGGAUUGUUUACAAUUAUUAAAGAAGUGGCUCUUGGUCUUUUUUUUUUUUUUUUUUUUUUUUUUUAACCUCGCCCUUAAUAAAGUCUAUGCAUGACAUAGCAUACUGAUUCAGAGACUGCACUGUACUCAUCUGGUACAAUGGUCAUGUACUGUGAUUGAACCGGUGUAAAAUGAUAUGCUGUUGCACU